This is a messenger RNA of Chenopodium quinoa (quinoa), 2005 nucleotides long. Its product is annotated as MDIS1-interacting receptor like kinase 2-like. The record is from RefSeq and is a predicted model, not a curated record. The transcript is spliced from 2 exons. NCBI's taxonomy places the organism in Eukaryota, Viridiplantae, Streptophyta, Magnoliopsida, Caryophyllales, Amaranthaceae. The coding region runs from base 334 to 1302 and encodes 322 amino acids. Gene Ontology annotation, biological process: protein phosphorylation. Gene Ontology annotation, molecular function: protein kinase activity; ATP binding.
AGCUCCUUGAAAACACUUAAUCUGAGCAGUAAUUACUUAGUUGGGGAUAUUCCCCAAAGCAUAGGCAAUCUGCAAGAUCUCGAGUAUCUUGACCUGUCAGCAAACAAUCUGUCAGGAGGAAUUCCUGAAUUGCUUGGAAAUUGUUACGAUUUAAUAAGCUUGAACUUGAGUCACAAUGCUUUAUCAGGCAAGAUACCAUCACAACUCAGAGACUUGGAAGAGCUUCGGUUAUUGUUGGACCUUAGUAGCAACUCCUUCUCUGGUCCGAUUCCACAGCUUGACAAGCUUGUAUCCUUGCUAUUCUUGAAUCUUUCCCAUAAUCAUCUCACAGGGAUGAUCCCACAUUCAUUAUCUAAGAUGAUUGGCCUACAGUUCCUCGAUAUUUCCUAUAAUAGCCUUUCGAGUUCAGUCCCUAGUGACAAAUUUUUCCAACGUGGGUUGUUCAUAGGAAAUCCUGAUCUCUGUGGAAUUGCAUUAGGAUUAACCUCCUGUGAUCACAGGUCUCACAAAAAGCACAAGGAUGUGCUAAUUGCAAUCUUAGUACCAGUUGUUUCCCUUUUGCUUAUUGCAGCAUGUGUAGUGAUACUGCUGUUAUGUUGCCCAAUGAAAAAGCAGAACAACGCUCACACAGGAAGCACAUAUAUGGGUAAUCUGGAGUCUCUUAUAUUUAAGAUGGAAGGAAGAUUCAGAUUUGAAGAUGUCAUUACAGCUACCGAGGAUUUUAAAGACACGUAUUGUAUUGGGAGAGGCCGGUUUGGAAGUGUAUAUCGAGCAUCUUUGUCAUCAGGUCAUACUUUUGCUGUUAAGAAGCUUAAUAUAUCAGGAUCUAGCAACUUUCUCUUGACAAAUAGACAUGGCUUUGAGCAAGAGAUAAAAGCAUUGACAGAGAUAAGGCACCGGAAUGUAGUCAAAUUAUGUGGUUAUUGCUUCACAAAGGGCUCAAUGUACUUGGUCUAUGAUUAUGCUGAAAGGGGAAGCUUGGGGAAAGUGCUGUACAGUGAAAUGAGCUCAGUGGAACUAGAGUGGGAUAAAAUAGUGGCUAUUGUAAGAGGGUUAGCUCAUGCAGUUGCUUACUUGCACCAUGAUCGUACUCCUCCCAUUGUUCAUCGUGACAUAUCCAUAAAUAAUGUCUUGCUUGAUUAUGAUUUUGAGCCUUGGCUAUCAGAUUUUGGCACUGCAAAACUUCUCAGCUCAGAUGCAUCCAACUGGACCUCAAUAGCUGGUACAUAUGGAUAUAUGGCCCCAGAACUUGCUCUGACAAUAAAAGUGACAGAGAAGUGUGAUGUUUAUAGCUAUGAAUAGUGGCUUUAGAAGUUAUGAUGGGAAAACAUCCAGGAGAACUUCUAUCUUCAUUAUCGUUUUCAGCUACAAAACACGAAGUUUUGUUAAAAGACAUUUUAGACCAACGUAUGUCACCACCUACAGGCCGAGUAGCAAAGGAAGUGGUGACAGCAGUCAGAUUAGCUUUGUUAUGUGUUAGUAUUGAACCAGCUUCAAGGCCUACAAUGUGCUAUGUGGCUCAACAAUUGUCAGCUCGAACAAACAAUCAGAUGUCAGAGCCUUUUGGAGCCAUUACACUUAAUUGUAUGUUAAGUCAUCAAAGUUGAAGAAUCAUACAUCUUACAAAAGGAGUUGGUGUAUAAAAUUAUAUCCCACAAAUUAAUAAAAAGUUCAUACAAUGGGAGAAUCAUGAGAGAUAUAAGUACUCAAUGCAUAAUAAACUAACAUAAACUUGAAUGCUCUGAGAAAGCUAAAAGUAUCCUUAGAGCAAAAGGAAAGAACCACUCAACUUGUGUGCAAUUCAACUAACAUUUUGAUAUCAAAGUAGCUCAAUUAUCAACAAUAUUUGGGGAGUAUUAGAAAGACAACAGUAAAAUAAGGAUAAGUGUCCUCAUUUUAUUUGUUAGCUUAUUUUUAAGAGCAAGAAUAAGUAUAACGAUUAUAUAUUAAACAGUUGUUCAUAAAUUUUUUUAAACAAUCACCUUCAUUUUCUUCUUUCUCCUUC